ACAGUGAAUCCUUGCUCACAGCCAGUUCACGCUGCCCAUGAACACCACCACAAACAUAUUCAUGUACUUUACGCUAUACGAACUCCUAACGAUCAAAAAUACCAUAUUGUACAAUGGUGAAGACUUUGAUUUCCGUUGAUCCGAAACGACUUCCCUGGGAGCAGGAAACUCCGUUGCACAAUCGUUGGCACCCUGAUAUACCUCCAGUUGCUUCCGUAGAAGAAGGCGAAAUUUUUCGAGUAGAAUGCGUGGAUUGGACCGGAGGACAAAUUAAGAAUGACGAUUCUUCCGACGACGUCAAGAAUGUUGACCUUUCGCAAGUGCACUACCUUUCUGGCCCCAUCGCUAUUCCAACGGCAGAGCCUGGAGACUUGUUGAAAGUAGAACUCCUUAAUCUAGGGUGCCUUGACGGCGACGAAUGGGGCUUUACCGGUACUUUUGCCAAAGAAAACGGAGGAGGGUUCCUCACGGAGCACUAUCCAAGAGCUUCGAAAGCCGUCUGGGACAUUGAAGGCAUCUACUGCUCCAGUCGACACAUCCCUGGGGUUCGUUUUGCUGGACUCAUACAUCCCGGGCUUAUCGGAACGGCGCCCAGCGCAGAACUUCUCAAAAUGUGGAACGUUCGCGAAUCUGCGCUUUGCGAAGAAGAAGGUACACCCAAUGAAAAGACACUUUGCAGAUGCUUGUACACACGUCCACUCGCCUGUCUUCCUGAUCCCAAAGGAGCCAUGCUUGGUCAGCUCGGUCAUUUUAAAGCGAAGCAAGGAAAUGAUGAAACAUGGGACAAAGUCGCAGCUGAGGCAGCUCGCACGGUUCCGGGACGUGAGAACGGGGGAAAUUGUGAUAUCAAGAAUCUAUCUCGUGGGUGCUCUGUCUACUUUCCUGUGUUCGUUCCUGGAGCCAAUCUUUCCAUGGGCGACAUGCACUUUAGCCAAGGGGAUGGUGAAGUCUCUUUUUGUGGAGCAAUUGAGAUGUCGGGCUUUUUAGACAUCAAAUGCUCGGUGAUCAAAGGAGGAAUGGAAAUGCUCCCUGUUGUAGGUCCAAGUCCUCUGUCGGUGAAUCCAAUUUUUGAGAUUGGCCCGCUGGAGCCUCGGUACUCGGAAUGGCUGGUUUUUGAGGGUGUUUCUGUUGAUGAACGUGGCAUGCAACACUAUCUCGAUGCCACUAUUGCGUACAAGCGCGCUGUUCUAAAUUGCAUCAAAUAUCUUGCAAAAUUCGGCUACACCGAAGAGCAAGUCUAUUUGAUGCUUUCUUGCAUUCCAUGCGAAGGUCGGAUCAGCGGAAUUGUCGAUGUCCCAAACGCCUGUGCGACGCUGGCUAUUCCUUUGGCUAUUUUUGAUCGAGACGUCCGCCCUCCCAAGACAAUGGCCAUGUUGGAGCAGCUAGCAAAUGGCAUCAAGGUCUUGAAUAAGGACGUUUGUCUAUCGACCGAAGGAGGAGCGGAAGCCAAAGACUCCCGGUUAGACUGACAAUUUCGUCUUAUCAAGCAAGUCCGUUAUAUCAAACGGCAGAACGACCACAAAAAGUGAGGACCCUCCUCCUCUCAUCUUUGUAGAUAAAGAAAAUUGACAAGGGCGACAGUUUAAUAAAAUCAUGGCCAACAGCAACCUCAUAGUUCCGUUUCUGUGUCGUCAGAGGGAUAUUCCAACCUUUGUCCACUGUCUUCUUGACAAGCCGACGGAGGUGUUUCGACUCCUAGAAUAGCGAACGGCUGGCGACAUGAUGGGCAUAGUGAUUCCGGGCGGGAUAUAAGCCAAUUGAGAAUGCAGACAUUGUGAAAUACGUGCGGGCACAGAAGUGGAUUGGUAGAGUGCAUGCAAUUGUCGCCUUCAACAAAUGCCUCCAGACAGAUGUUGCAGCCGUGCAUAUAUUUCAAUGAUUCAUUUUCUGGUUCCUGGUAUUUUCCAUCGGAAUCGAUACUGUCUCUAUCUGGUCCAGCAAUAUUGCGAGUAGUUAUAUUCUGAGAGCAAUUGGCAAAGAUGGUCGUCAGCACCAUAUGGAAUGAGCCUAGCUCUAAAAGGCCUUUUUCCCUCUUAUUUUUCGAUACUCACCACCAUUUGGCAUCGCAUAGCAUUUUGGAAAGAUCGCUUCCGACGGUGAUUCUCUCUCUCAGAAAACGCUUUGACAUUGGCUUCAAUCCGCGAGAUCUCCGCAUCCAACUGAUGCUGCUGCUCAUCGUGUUCAGUUGAUUGUUCAUUCAUUCUUCGUAUAUACCGACGGCGUAAGUGAAUUGUUCCGCAGGAGAUAGCACACGCCCCGCAGGUUACUGCCAAGACACCCAAGAAGCAAAACCAAGCAAUAUAGCCCAGCGGCGUCUUGGACGUCUCUAUUGAAGAUGAAGUCAUAGCGUGCCCUCCCUACUUGAUAAGAAAAAGAUUGCUUUACCGGGAUGUGUCUUUCAACACUACGAACCAAUUCUUUUCAAACCUCUCGAACACAGUGAAAAUCAGUCUGCCCCUCCUGUGUU
Molecule: messenger RNA, 2467 nt
Organism: Phaeodactylum tricornutum CCAP 1055/1
Lineage: Eukaryota; Bacillariophyta; Bacillariophyceae; Surirellales; Neidiaceae
Product: formidase
Exons: 3
Coding region: 114-1469 (451 amino acids)
Molecular function (GO): hydrolase activity, acting on carbon-nitrogen (but not peptide) bonds, in linear amides
Source: RefSeq, a predicted model, not a curated record